CAGAUCUCUCUGACAAAGACAUCGAGCUCGACCAGGAUGGGUAGUUCUACUUCGCAUUUGGAACCUUCCGAGCCAUUUACCCUGUCACUGGGUUCGCAGGGCUCAGUCACUGGUCUGAUCCUUGGCGAAAAUCACAACGUGCGACGAUUUGCAGGGAUUCCGUAUGCCAAGCCUCCUCUUGGGAAUUUGAGAUGGAGGAAACCUGUUCCAUUAAGUUUGGAUCAUAUUUAUGAAGGUGAGGUGACGGGAACGCCGUUGGAUUGUCGGGAAAUGAGGAAUGUCAGUCCGCAGCCAUCGUAUUUCCUGCAUGGACGAAAGCUCGGAGCAAUUCCUGACGACAAGUUCUCUGAGGACUGUCUGAUGGUCAACAUCUGGACACCCAACGAGGAGCCUCCAGAGGACUCAGGAGGAUGGCCGGUGUUCGCAUGGAUUCAUGGGGGAUGGCUUCAGAUUGGUUCGCCAUCUCACGCUAUACAAGAUGAUCCCACGGAGCUCAUCGAUAAAGAUGGCGGUAACUUGCAGGCUAUCGUGGUGUCUAUUGGAUAUCGACUGAACGUCUUUGGGUUCUUGUCUGGUCUUGAUGAGGUGAAGGGCAACUUCGGCUUUUGGGAUCAAAGGCUGGGCCUUGAAUGGAUUCGCGGCCAUAUCACACACUUUGGUGGUGAUCCGGAGAAUGUCACCUUGGGAGGCUUGAGUGCAGGUGCCUAUUCAGUACACGCUCAGCUCAAUUACGAGCUGCGGGAAGACAAGGACACCGAUCUUCUCUUUCAGCGAGUCAUUAUGUUCUCCAAUGCUAUCCCGACUCAACCGAAACCGUACCUCGAAGCAAAGGAUCAGUUCGGGGAGCUUUGCAACAUAGCUGGUAUAUCACGAGAUAACUCACCUGCUGACCAGCUUGACAAAUUACGUCAAGUACCAGCUAACGAACUCAUCAAGCUCAUCAGUCAGAUGAAGCAACACACCUUUCGUGCGGUCACAGAUGACGAGUUCAUCGCCUCAACUCUCGCCGAGGAGCAACAGAAUGGCACUUUUGCGGCUAGGUUUGCUAAGAAAGAAAUAAAGAUCAUGAUUGGUGAGGUUGAGAACGAGGAGAGUGUGUAUGCUGCCAUUAAUCCACCAAAGUCCUUUUCGGAUUUCUUGGCCGAACUCGCCAACUACUACGGCCCAGAGGUUGCUAAGAAGCUAACAACAGCGUACCCGCCACUCCCUGCGGAUGCUUCUCCUGAAGAUUGCAGUACCCGCUUUGGCAAGAUCGUCUCAGACGUUCAGGUUCGCAUCCCAAUCCGGAUGUUAGUGAACGACCUCGUAAACGGCGGCGUUGAUCGCACCAGCAUCCUCCGUUACCGCAUCAGUUUCCGCCCCUCGUCAUUUGACAAUGUGUUUCAUACCAACAUGGGGGUUGGGCAUGCUUUCGAUGCUGCUGUGUGGUGGUUUGGGAAGCGCCUCGGUUUAACGCCGUCAGAGGAGAAGGCCGUGAAGGCGUGGCUUGUGUUGCUUCAAAAGCUCAUACGCGGGGAACAAACGGACGAAUGGAGUUGCCCUACUGUCCGUGCUUAUCGGCAAUUGCAGUCUGAUGGUACUAUCGCUGUGAAGGAUGAUCAACAAUGGGGGGAGUUGUUGACACUCUCGGAAACUCUACGGUUUAGAGAUGAUGAAGUGGAUAUGGGAUAGAUUUCAGAGGGAGGAAUUAACGAAUUUCCCAUAUGAUAAUCCACUACGUUGAGCAGG
Molecule: messenger RNA, 1728 nt
Organism: Saitoella complicata NRRL Y-17804
Lineage: Eukaryota; Fungi; Ascomycota; Saitoellomycetes; Saitoellales; Saitoellaceae
Product: alpha/beta-hydrolase
Exons: 10
Coding region: 37-1671 (544 amino acids)
Source: RefSeq, a predicted model, not a curated record